Chrysoperla carnea is the source of this 1109-nucleotide messenger RNA. It is a transcript of the gene Cdk5, whose product is annotated as cyclin-dependent kinase 5 homolog. Gene Ontology annotation, cellular component: nucleus; cytoplasm. The record is from RefSeq and is a predicted model, not a curated record. The transcript has a single exon. Gene Ontology annotation, molecular function: ATP binding; cyclin-dependent protein serine/threonine kinase activity. Gene Ontology annotation, biological process: protein phosphorylation; neuron apoptotic process; synaptic vesicle transport. The coding region runs from base 153 to 1049 and encodes 298 amino acids. Lineage: Eukaryota; Metazoa; Arthropoda; Insecta; Neuroptera; Chrysopidae.
AUCAAGCACUUAGAUAUUUGUAUUGAUUUCUGACAUUUAUUUUAGCCAACAUAAGAAAAUAAAAACCCAUCAUUUACGAUUCAAUCAAAACAAAACUGUGAGAUAAGGUGUAAAUUUUUUGCUUGAAUGAGUGACAUUCCAUUAAUUACAAAAUGCAAAAAUAUGAGAAAUUAGAAAAGAUUGGUGAAGGUACUUAUGGUACAGUGUUUAAAGCGAAAAAUAGAGAAACCCAUGAAAUUGUUGCGUUAAAGCGAGUUCGCUUAGAUGACGAUGACGAAGGGGUACCAUCAUCAGCUCUACGUGAAAUUUGUCUUUUGAAAGAAUUAAAACAUAAAAACAUUGUACGAUUAUACGAUGUAUUACACUGCGAUAAAAAGCUGACAUUAGUUUUUGAGCAUUGUGAUCAAGAUCUAAAAAAAUACUUUGAUAGUUUAAAUGGUGAAAUUGACUUGGAUGUUGUUAAAUCGUUUAUGUAUCAAUUGUUGCGAGGAUUAGCCUUUUGUCACUCACACAAUGUACUUCAUCGAGAUUUGAAACCUCAAAACUUGCUUAUUAAUAAAAAUGGCGAGUUAAAAUUAGCAGAUUUUGGAUUGGCUCGAGCAUUUGGAAUCCCAGUAAAAUGUUAUUCAGCCGAAGUAGUGACAUUAUGGUAUCGUCCUCCAGAUGUGUUAUUUGGAGCAAAAUUGUAUACUACAUCGAUUGAUAUGUGGUCUGCCGGUUGUAUAUUUGCUGAGUUAGCAAAUGCUGGAAGGCCAUUAUUUCCAGGAUCAGAUGUUGAUGAUCAACUGAAAAGAAUUUUUAAGCUUCUUGGAACUCCAACAGAAGAGACAUGGGCUGGCUUAUCCCAAUUACCUGAUUACAAGUACUUUCCAAUAUAUCAUCCAAGUAUGAGUUGGUCACAAGUAGUACCUAAAUUACCUGGAAAAGGUAGAGAUCUACUUCAAAGACUAUUAGUUUGUAAUCCUACACUUCGUAUGUCCGCUGAGGAUUCAAUGGCUCAUCCUUACUUUUCAGAUUUAAAUCCUUCCAUUAAAAAUGAUCGUUCAUAGUUUUAAAUUGAAUUCAUCUAGUCAUUUUCAUUUGUAUCAUAUCCAUUUUAUUUAUUUCAU